This is a messenger RNA of Epinephelus lanceolatus (giant grouper), 1005 nucleotides long. Its product is annotated as cilia- and flagella-associated protein 20-like. NCBI's taxonomy places the organism in Eukaryota, Metazoa, Chordata, Actinopteri, Perciformes, Serranidae. The record is from RefSeq and is a predicted model, not a curated record.
CUGAUAAAUGACCACUACUGUUUUUUCUUUCUACGUGCCAACAGUGGCUAACAUUAGCAUUAGCUUCAUUCAGCCAUUAACACACGAGUGAAGAGACGAACAGUGGACUGAGAGCAGAGACGAAGAUGUUUAAAAACACAUUUCAAAGUGGAUUCUUGUCCGUCCUGUACAGUGUUGGCAGCAAACCUCUGGACAUCUGGGAUAAAAAGGUGAGGAACGGUCACAUCAAGAGGGUCACAGACGAGGACAUCUGCUCACUGGUGCUGGAGGUCGUGGGGACAAACAUCAGCACCACGUAUUUAUCAUGUCCUGCAGACCCAGAGAAGACACUGGGCAUCAAACUUCCUGUUCUGGUCAUGAUCAUCAAAAACCUCAAGAAGUACUUCACCUUCGAAGUCCAGGUGUUAGAUGAUAAAAACGUUCGCCGGAGGUUUCGGGCGAGUAAUUUUCAGAGUGUGACACGAGUGAACACGUUUACCUGCACCAUGCCCAUGAGACUGGACACAGGCUGGAACCAGAUCCAGUUCGACCUGUCGGACUUCACCAGGAUGGCCUACGGGACCAACUACACAGAGACACUGCGUGUGCAGAUCAACGCUAACUGUCGCAUAAGGAGAGUGUUCUUUGCAGACCGACUGUACUCUGAGGACGAGUUCCCAGCAGAGUUUAAACUCUACCUGCCUGUUCAGACCCAGACAGCUAAGCAGUAAAGACUCUGUCCCUGCUCUGAUGUGGAGCUGUGAGAUUUAUCUGUGUGAAGAGUCCUGAUGAAGUUUAAAAACCUGGUGAUAGUUUUAUUUGUGGGAGUUUGAGUUUACACGAUAAAGUUUGUUCUGGACUCGUCUGUCGUCACGGUUGAUGCAUGCUGCAGACAGACUGAAGGGACCAGCUCUUCCUCUUAAAGAUACAGAGAUAAGUACACAAGUAUAUUUAUAUAUUUGGAUCCCCAUCUGUCACUACCAAGGUAGCAGCUACACUUCCUGGGUCCACACAAGCAAAUGUUAC